AGGACAGACAACUCGAGAGAUAGAGAGAGAGAGAGAGAGAGAGAGAGAGCCUAACGUUACGUUGCCACUCUUUUUCCCUGCUUCCCAAUUCCACCACCUCUCUCUCUCCUCUACUUCAAAUACCCAGACACUCGUUUUCUUCAAUUAUCAAUACCUUACUUCCUGAAAUCCAAGUAGCGGUUACCAAUCCAGUGAUCCUAUCACUUCUACUUUUUUUUUUCUUUCAUUUGGAUUCUUUCAAGCCCAUCAAGAAAUCGGUAUUGGGGUUUUUCUGUGCCAAGUUUUGCAGGAAUACGAGGGCUCUACUGUUAAUUACUUGCUAGUUUUCAAUCCUAUCGAGUUUAGUUGAUCUACUACUCUUCUUGGGAACAAAAUUAGGGACAUUUUGUAAAUUCUGUUUGAUCUGGAUGUGGUUUCUUUUAGCUACAUUUUGCGGCAAAUUUCAGGACUUCUGAGUUCUUCCUUCUUCGGCCGGCCACUGGAUUUCGUAUUCCUCUUUUUUUGUGGUUUUUUAUUUGGUUUACAGUUGAUCAAGAAAUUAGAUUUUUUGAUUUUCUGCUUCAUUUCGAUACCCGGUGGAGAAUUUUAGCACAGAAUCCUCUAGUUUGCUCCUAUGUUAAGAGGUUUUUUUUUUUUUUUUUCCUGUCAUACUUGGCUGGUGAUUUUAGGGUUUUUUGCUUCAUUAGAUCUCAGUACCAGUGCUAUCAGCUAGUUGCAGCGGAGAUUUGUAAUAUCUUUCUUUUGUGGACUUGUUUUUUAUAUUUUUUUCUUAUUGGUCUCAGGAUCCGAAUUUUUUCUUAAGCUGAAUUCGGUUUGGAAUUCAUCGGUCUCUGUCCUUCUUGGAUCUUUAGAAACAAUGAUCUGAAGAUAGUUGCUAAUUGCAAGUUCUUCCUGGUUCUUUGCCAACUGCCGUUUCUGAAGCUUGCGACAUGUUUUUGUCCAUUUCCGGCGUUGGAAAAUUCUGAGGAUUUUGUACUUUGCUAGAUAAGAUGCAACCUGACCAGCGAAGAAAGGCACAUGGGGAAGUAGAUUUCUUCACUGAGUAUGGGGAAGGUAAUAGAUACAGAAUAGAAGAAGUAGUAGGUAAAGGAAGCUAUGGGGUUGUUUGCUCUGCAUAUGACUCACAUACUGCGGAGAAAGUUGCAAUUAAGAAGAUCAAUGAUAUAUUUGAGCAUGUCUCUGAUGCAACACGCAUUCUUCGUGAAAUUAAGCUUCUUAGGCUCCUUCGCCAUCCUGAUAUUGUGGAAAUCAAGCAUAUACUGUUGCCUCCAUCGAGAAGAGAAUUCAAAGACAUUUAUGUCGUAUUUGAACUCAUGGAAUCUGAUCUGCACCAGGUUAUCAAAGCAAAUGAUGAUUUGACCCUGCAACACUAUCAGUUCUUUCUUUAUCAGCUUCUUCGAGGCUUAAAGUAUAUACACACAGCAAAUGUGUUUCAUCGUGAUCUAAAACCGAAAAACAUCUUAGCAAAUGCUGAUUGCAAGCUCAAGAUCUGUGACUUUGGUCUUGCUAGAGUGGCCUUGAAUGAUACUCCAACAACAAUAUUUUGGACAGACUAUGUUGCAACAAGGUGGUACAGAGCUCCUGAGUUGUGUGGAUCCUUCUUCUCAAAGUACACACCAGCAAUAGAUAUAUGGAGCAUUGGCUGCAUCUUUGCUGAAAUUCUUACUGGAAAACCUCUCUUUCCUGGUAAAAAUGUGGUCCACCAGUUGGAUCUGAUGACUGAUCUGCUAGGAACACCUUCUCCAGAAGCAAUUGCCAGGGUACGUAAUGAGAAGGCCCGUAGAUAUUUAAGUAGCAUGCGCAAGAAAAAGCCGAUCCCGUUCUCUCAAAAAUUCCCAAAUGCAGAUCCCCUUGCUCUUCGUCUGUUGGAGAGGAUGCUGGCAUUUGAGCCCAAGGAUCGACCUACUGCUGAGGAGGCUUUGAUGGAUCCCUAUUUUAGGGGCUUGGCCAAGGUUGAGAGGGAGCCUUCUGCACAACCAGUGACAAAGAUGGAGUUUGAAUUUGAGAGACGGAGGAUUACAAAGGAUGAUGUCCGAGAACUCGUCUAUCGGGAAAUUCUUGAAUACCAUCCAAAGAUGUUAAAAGAGUUCCUGGAGGGCACAGAUUCAACUGGUUUUAUGUACCCUAGUGCUGUUGACCAAUUUAAGAAGCAAUUUGCUUUUCUUGAGGAGCAUUAUGGAAAUGGUUCGACUGCACCUCCACCUGAGAGGCAACAUACAUCAUUACCCAGAGCAUCUGUGCUAUAUUCAGACAGCACAGCACAUCAUUCAGCAGAAGUCACUGAUGACCUAUCUAGAUGUUCCAUCAAGGAAAUUGAGAAGCCACAACCAGACAGGAGUUGUGGGGGCACUAUGACAAGAGUUCCUCCCCAAGUUUCUCAGAGAAUCCAAGGUGCAGCUGCAAAGCCUGGGAAGGUAGUUGGUUCAGUCUUGCGUCACGACCAUGGGAUGGCAGCAGAGGCUUUUGAACAACGAAGGAUUGUCAGAAAUCCCCCAGUGUCAACUCAAUAUGUCGGUUCUGGCUGUUUAUAUCCUAGAAGGAUCCCCGGCUGUAAAAAUGAGAGUGAAGAGGGUGAAGGACGUAGACCACCCAAUGAAGUGCAGCCAAAGCGACAAUAUAUUGCGAGGAAAGUGGCUGCUGCACAAGGUGGUCCUGGUGGUCAGUGGUACUGAUUCCUUGGCACAUUAGUGCUUGUUCUGGGUACUGGAGGUGUAUGCACUCACGGACCACUAGAGGAUCCGCAUAGCCACAAAUUACAUGUUUGCGUCGGACGUGUGACUUUCAAGUUUGAUGGGAAUUCAUUUUUUUUGUCAGAUUAUUUUACUGGUGCAGCUGUGCUCAGUCAGCAGUCUUUGAAGAAUGGCUUCUAACGGUUGAAGAUGAUAGAAGAUGAUUAUUCAGACGCUACGUAAAUUACUGAUUUGUAAGUAGCAUGGACAAAUCUGUGACUAUACUUCUGUUCACUUAAAAUACAAAAGCUAAGGAAGUUUAAGAGCCAGAGAAGGGAUAUGCCCGUCUAUUUGUUUUUUGUACCCUAUUUGCUUCCACAACCAAAUGAAUAAAAUACUCAUUUUCUCUCUCA
This is a messenger RNA of Macadamia integrifolia, 3082 nucleotides long. RefSeq names its product mitogen-activated protein kinase 15-like. Gene Ontology annotation, cellular component: cytoplasm; nucleus. Gene Ontology annotation, biological process: protein phosphorylation; intracellular signal transduction. Lineage: Eukaryota; Viridiplantae; Streptophyta; Magnoliopsida; Proteales; Proteaceae. Gene Ontology annotation, molecular function: ATP binding; MAP kinase activity. The transcript has 10 exons. The coding region runs from base 990 to 2672 and encodes 560 amino acids. The record is from RefSeq and is a predicted model, not a curated record.